Messenger RNA from Phytophthora nicotianae INRA-310, 1260 nucleotides. RefSeq lists its product as hypothetical. The coding region runs from base 1 to 1260 and encodes 419 amino acids. The record is from RefSeq and is a predicted model, not a curated record. The transcript has a single exon. NCBI's taxonomy places the organism in Eukaryota, Oomycota, Peronosporomycetes, Peronosporales, Peronosporaceae.
AUGACUACUUCGCCCAGUAUGUAUAUGGAGACAGUCUCGCUGAACGAUGAUGCUCCCGCUGCGGCGUCCACGUCCUCCAACUCGACAGUUUUGGACGUGGACACUCUGGAGUCUCAGUUCACGCAACCAACGGUGAACAAGACGUCAAAGGACCCCACCGCGUCCCCCGAGAUCGCCGUGCCUGUGUCUGACAGCGACAGCGACGAAGAGCAGAUUAAUGGGUCCAUCAAUGGUCAUAACAACAGCAAAAAUGACACAGUUGUGGUGGACAUGAAUGUCCACAAAGACAGUAAUGGCAACCAGCAGCAGCACGUGCUUCCCCCGCUGCGUGUCAUGACACAGAAGCUCCCAAUGGAGGAGAGAGACUACGUAGACCCCACUCUCUUCUCCCCAGAGGUAUCUAGACACGCGAUGGAGGUGGCACAUCGUCGCGCCAAGGCUAUUGCCAAUGAGGUGAAGGAGAUGAUAGAGCUGGAGAACGAAAUGGGAGGCGCCACCAAGGCCAAAAUGUCCCCCGCUGAGGCUGUGGGUAUCAUUGGAGGCGCCUUUGCGAGUUCAUUGCAAAGAGCUAAGAAACUGGUAAAGCCCGGAACGAAAGAGUAUGAUCUACUGUCUGGUACAUCCCCGUCGGCAGGUAUGUCUAAACUGGACGAUCUCGACACGGACGGCGACGGACUGCAGCUCUCUCCUGAUGCGACGCAGAGUGACGGGAAACACUUCCGCACGCCGAAAUUGAGACCAGCAUUAAAGCGCAUCUCAGCGUUCUCGGCGGCUGCACUAGAGUCCGAGAAGAAGACGUCGAGUACACGACAACACAAGAAAAAGAGUAUCCAAUGGCACGAGGACGUUCUGGAUGCUGACGAGGAAUUCUACGAAGACGACAGUGAAGAACAGGAAACGCACUCUUUGAUGGACACAGACGGAGACGGUAGCGGCAACGGCAGUCCUAGGCCACAGAUACUGAACUACAGCAGUAAGAAUGACGGCCAGCUCACUCCACGAAGCAAGAAAAAGCGCAAAAAACUCGUCAGAUCAAUGAUGCGACGACUUACACCGCGCGAGAAGGAGGAACUGUACCGACAACGACCAGACUUGAUGAUUGUCCCGAACUGGGCGCAGAAGUACCGCGAAGAACUUGCAGGUGAAGACUCGACUCGCUGGAACGCCUGGCUGCUCGGACUUAUCUCGGUGCUGGCUGUGCUGCUGCUGGUGUUUAUUCUCCUCAUUGUGCGGCAGCGUGCCGCCGCAGUGGCGAAGUGA